Colletotrichum costaricense is the source of this 633-nucleotide messenger RNA. RefSeq lists its product as uncharacterized. The record is from RefSeq and is a predicted model, not a curated record. Lineage: Eukaryota; Fungi; Ascomycota; Sordariomycetes; Glomerellales; Glomerellaceae. The coding region runs from base 1 to 633 and encodes 210 amino acids. The transcript is spliced from 3 exons.
AUGGAUGGUGAUGAUGUAGCGGCUGGAGCUCUCGCUGGAUUUGAUGCGAGGGAGGAGGUGGAAGAGGAGGCGGACGACGACGAUGCGGCGACUGAACCUGCAGCAACGGAAGCUGCUGAGGCUGUUUCUGACGCUUCUGCUUCUUUUUUCGCUUUCAAGGCCCUCAACAAACUUCUGGCAGACGACAGAGUUUCGCGUGUGACGUGUUCUCAUCGAUAUUCUGGCUUCUUGACCCUGUUGAUGAGCGUUGUCGGCGUCGAUAUGCAGCUCUGCAUACUCCACCACCGCGUGCAGGCACAGACCAUGUCAAACGAAGUCCAGACACUGUACGAGUUCCUGGGCAGCGAUAACCCGGCGUCGUCAAAGACUGCUGAGGCUGUCGAGCUGGACUUGUGGCGGGCGUGGGAUCGGCACGUGGCUGGGGCGCGAAAGGAAGAGAAAAAGGGUGGCAGGAAGAUACACGAGUUGGACGAGGAGAGAUCUUUGUUCCUUGCCGUCGUGGACGUGCUGAUGACGCGAAAGGAGAUGCGAAAGUACUACGACAAGGUGAUCCUGUUGCCUCUGACGAGCGCGGUAGAUCGAGAGCCCGUGCUGAGGAGUCUCUGCGGGAAGCACUGGCUGGCGAUGCAGUGA